AUGGUUUUAAGAGAGGACGGAAUACUAGUACAGCGUCUAGGAGUUUUACCAGGUGUGAGUGGAAGUGGAGAACUGCGGCCUGAGAGGCCAUACUUCGAUGACGUAUCCCCGCGCAAUGUGUCGGCUGUCGUUGGCCAGUCGGCGGUAUUGCGUUGCCGAGCUAAACACAUAGGCAAUAGGACCGUAUCGUGGAUGAGAAAGCGUGAUCUACACAUUCUUACAUCCCACAUCUUUACAUAUACCGGUGAUGCGAGAUUCAGCGUACUUCAUCCGGAGCCGUCCGAUGACUGGGACUUGAAGAUAGACUAUGUCCAGCCACGUGAUGCUGGAGUCUACGAAUGCCAGAUCAACACCGAACCGAAGAUUAACAUGGCUGUGGUUUUAUACGUUGAAGCUGCUGCGGCUACUAUCUGGGGAUCCCAGGACGUGUACGUUAAGAAAGGCAGCACAAUAUCUUUAACGUGCUCUGUUAAUGUGCAUUCUUCGCCACCGUCAAGCGCUUCUGUGCUGUGGUACCAUGGCAACUCAGUGGUAGAUUUCGAUUCUCCGCGUGGUGGGAUCAGCUUGGAGACUGAAAAAACAGAAGGGGGAACCACUAGCAAGCUGUUAGUUACUAAAGCGGCUCUUACUGAUUCUGGCAAUUACACAUGUGUACCUAACAACGCACACCCAGCUUCUGUAUCGGUUCAUGUCUUAAAUGGUGAACAUCCAGCCGCAAUGCAAACAAGCAACAGAGCUUCUUCCUACCUGACGUCGCAGCUGAGUUGCGCCGUCCUCACAUACUUACUAUCUUCAAUGGCUUGCAGAUGA
Molecule: messenger RNA, 810 nt
Organism: Parnassius apollo (apollo)
Lineage: Eukaryota; Metazoa; Arthropoda; Insecta; Lepidoptera; Papilionidae
Source: the annotation of a GenBank genome assembly